Oppiella nova is the source of this 1119-nucleotide messenger RNA. The record is from the annotation of a GenBank genome assembly. Lineage: Eukaryota; Metazoa; Arthropoda; Arachnida; Sarcoptiformes; Oppiidae.
AUGUGUAUUAGUUGGGGACGGCCAGAUCCUAUUAUUAAUAUAAUUAUUUCUAUAUUGUUCACCUUUUUCAGAACUGUGGGUAAAGCAUACCUCGCAAGGACAUACAUGACAGACAUAUACCCAAAUGACUACUUUCCCAUUGUUUUUGAUAACUUUGAUCAUAAGAUGGUUGUCAACGGAGAGUCCGUUAAUCUGGGCAUUUGGCUUACGGCCGGUCAGGAGGACUACGACCGACUGCGGCCCCUAUCCUACCCGCAAACCGACGUCUUUCUCAUAUGCUAUUCAGUGGUCAACCCCUGGUCUUUGACAAACGUACGGACCAAAUGGUAUCCCGAAGUGAGACACCACUGUCCCAACACACCCAUAAUACUGGUGGGCACUAAACUGGACCUCCGGGACGAUCCCGAAACACUAGACAGACUAAAAGGUCGCAAACAGACACCCAUUACACGCAGGAAGGGCAAGGCUAUGGCUAAGGAUAUCGGCGCCGUUAAGUACGUGGAGUGCUCGGCCCUCACACGGGAAGGCCUUACGAAUGUGUUCGAUGAGGCCAUACGUGCCGUCCUGUGUCCUCGGGUCAAGAGUGUGGGUAAAACAUGUCUAUUAAUAAGUUACACGACAAACGGAUUUCCCGAUGAAUACAUUCCCACCGUUUUUGACGACUAUUCCGCUAAUGUGAUGGUCGACGGAAAGCCCGUCAAUCUGGGCCUCUGGGAUACGGCCGGUCAUGAGGACUACGACCGACUGCGGCACCUAUCGUACCCGCAAACCGACGUCUUUCUCAUAUGCUAUUCGGUGGUCAACCCGUCGUCCUUUGAAAACGUACGGUUCAAAUGGCAUCCGGAAGUGAGACAUCACUGUCCCGACAAACCCAUUAUACUGGUGGGCACUAAACUGGACCUCCGGGACGACCCCAAAACGCUGGACAGACUAAAAGAUCGCAAAAUGGCACCCAUUACUUACAUGAAGGGCAAAGCUAUGGCUAAGGAUAUCGGCGCCGUUAAGUACGUGGAGUGCUCAGCCCUCACACGGAAAGGCCUUACGAAUGUGUUCGAUGAGGCCGUACGUGCCGUUCUAUGCCCUCAGGUCAAGAGUCAGAAAUCUUGUGCUGUACAAUAA